AAUAUUCGCGCUGCCUUUGUGUCUCCUUUGAUGUUGCAACAGAGUACAGCAUAAUUCAUUAUGAAUAGCACGAUGAAGUCUAUUCGGAAAUCGCACAUUCACACAAAUGUGGAAAAGGCUGUUGCGGAGGCCAUUCGACGUGAACUGCGUGACCAUAAAGACAUAGCCAGGCUGGUAUUAUGGGCUAGCGACUUGCAAAGGCAAGUCAUUGUUAAUAAAUCUGGAGUGUUGUGCCCAUGGCUGAAAGAUAGAGCUAUAACUGCUGCGAUCAUAGGCUCAGACUUGAAAGGUGCAGCUAAACUUGUGGAGCAUGGAAAUAUCAGCCUUCGAGAUAAGGUAACUAUCACCAAAGGCUCUACAGUAUUGCUGUACGCACAGUCGACCAUAUUACUUCGCGAUGUUCACGCUGCUUGCAAAACGUUGGUGGUGAUGCCAAGCGUAAAACCAAAGCGUGCUUCCAUCCCUCGAUCUAAAACCAAUAGUCGUCAUAUUGCUACAACAUUCAAAGUUGAUGCUUCGCCAUGGAGGCAACACGUAGAGUCCUUGUCUUUGAAGGAUAAGAAGUACCGUCUGGAGAAUUUCGACAACCGAAUAAUGACUCCUAGUGCUUAUGACGGCUUUGCUCACAAUAAAAUAAUUAUGGGUGUUGGAAUAUAUAGUCAAUUUGAGUUCGAUGAGGAUAACAACGUUUGCAAUCAGCGAACCCAUGUAAUACAGUGGUCGAAGCCAAGUGCGCCCUCUCCAUUAACCUCUGACAUCUACAGAGUUAAAACUGGAAUAUGCAACGGUACCCCAAAACGUGAAUUUAUGCAAGGUUAUUUGGAUGAUCUUAAUGAUAUGGACAAUAUUGAUCCUACCCCUAGGUUCUAUCAAACAAAGAAGAAUGUUUUGGAGAAGUAUGACGAUAUUGUAACCGCAGAUAAUAAUGCCCUUUACGAAGUGAUGCAACUAAAAAACCACAAAACAAAGCGGGAUCUGCUCCUAGAAGACACUCUACGUUACAAAUCCGGUUUUAGGUUAGCUUGUGAUACUAUGUUGACUAUUAAUGACAUAAGGGAGUGCUUUUAUAAAGAAUUGGAAACGCAGAUGAAUGUGAUUUUACCCUCAACAGUGAAAACCAAGCGGAAAAGGCGUAGAGUUAGUGUUCGACCUGUGAAUGACUCGGAAAACAGGAAUCCGGUUCGUUUUAAUAAAAAACAUGCUCUGCGAACGAAUUCGGGAUCUACAGUGACGAACGUCGCCCAUGAAUAUAGGAGGCUAAUAAAAAAGCAUUUCGAAAAGUGCAGGGGUAAUAGCUACAAUUUAACUGAGAUGUUGUCCGUUGGGACAUCGGUAUCUCGGCGUGAAGCCAGCGCUAUCUUCAUGGUUCUGCUUGAGCUCGCCUGCGAAGGUAAAGUAAUCCUGACGCAAAAUGGUAGCGACAUAACCGUUGGAAGAAGCGUGUAAGACUAA
This is a messenger RNA of Babesia bovis T2Bo, 1452 nucleotides long. RefSeq lists its product as uncharacterized. Bases 61 to 1446 code for a protein of 461 amino acids. Lineage: Eukaryota; Apicomplexa; Aconoidasida; Piroplasmida; Babesiidae. The transcript has 7 exons. The record is from RefSeq and is a predicted model, not a curated record.